AUGCGCCAUGCAUCAAACCAUAUUGAACUUUGGCCUGAAGGAGCCAUUGGAGGAAAGUUUCAUUGAUAAUUCAUCAGAUAAUAAAUAAUUACUCAGGAUUGUUGAUUCUGAAGAUUUUACAAAAAUUCUUUGUCUUCGAAUAUGGCGGAAAAAGCUGGAAAAAUUCAUUUGUCCGUCGUUGCUGGAUUAUGUGCGACGCUUGGUAGUUUGUUCGGAAAAUUAUCCGGUGGCAUUGAAAUGACGUCUACAAUUUUCAUAUUGAUUAAAUUGAGUCUUCUCGUGCUAAUGAUCACCGCCAAUACAGCCGGCUGCACAUUUUUUGUCAAAUCUUUACAAGGUUGCGGUUCUUCGCUUCCUGCUACCGUGGCGAGUGCGGCAACGAAUUACUUCUGUUCGGCUCUCAUGGGUUUUCUAAUAUUCGGUGAAUCGACGUCUCUGAUGUGGUGGACUGGAACUACUUUGGUACUCUGCGGAUUAUUGCUGAUUUGCUAUGCGCCAACCGUUGCCAAAGUGACCAAGAGCGAAAAACUUAAAGAAUAAUAAUUAAGAAGAGAUAACCAAAUCGAAUACCAAAAAAACAAAAUCAUCUGUACACAGGAAUACUCAUACCUUUGAUACUAUAACUGGUGAUUGAUGAUACAUAACGCUAAGAUUUAGAUUUAAACGAUGUGUAACAAGUAUUAAUGUAAAAAUAAAGAACAAAUUUUGUACGACUCGAUAA
Athalia rosae (coleseed sawfly) is the source of this 721-nucleotide messenger RNA. RefSeq names its product transmembrane protein 42. The coding region runs from base 142 to 540 and encodes 132 amino acids. Lineage: Eukaryota; Metazoa; Arthropoda; Insecta; Hymenoptera; Athaliidae. The record is from RefSeq and is a predicted model, not a curated record. The transcript has 3 exons.